AUGUCAACAUAUUUUGUUAUAAUAGGGCACAAUGACACUCCUUUGUAUGAAGUACAUCUAGGCUCACCUAUCGAUAUCGAAAAUAGUAACACCAAUACCAGUUCCAACGGUGCCAAUCUAAAUAAUCUCAGUAUAGCUAGCAGUGGGACUACUUCUGGGAACCUUUUAAAUGAUCCUUUAAAUAUGUCACCGUUCAUCGCACAUGCUGCUUUAGAUAUAGUAUCAGAUACUGAAUGGGGUGGCGGAGCAGCCGCUAACAGCAAUACAUCACAGGGUUUUGGUGCAUUACUCCUCCGUGGUAAUGCUAGCAAUAAUUCAAAUAGUAACAAUUCUGGAGGAGCUAAUGGACCGGAUAAUCUGUUUCUAGGCUGCGUGGAUCACUUUUAUGGAUCACAGGUCACUGCAUAUGUAACUUAUCAAGGCGCUAGAUUGAUAACUGUACAUCACACAACUCCUCCGGAUAACGCUCAAUUAAAAUCUUUUUAUAUUGGUGUUCAUGAAUUAUUUAUCAAAACAUUGAUGAAUCCUUUUUAUAAGAUGGAUCAAGCAAUAAAUAGUGAAGUUUUUGAUAAAAAAGUUAAAGACUUGGCGCAGAAAUACCUAUUAAAAUAA
Messenger RNA from Henningerozyma blattae CBS 6284, 612 nucleotides. RefSeq names its product trafficking protein particle complex subunit 2. Gene Ontology annotation, biological process: endoplasmic reticulum to Golgi vesicle-mediated transport. The transcript has a single exon. Lineage: Eukaryota; Fungi; Ascomycota; Saccharomycetes; Saccharomycetales; Saccharomycetaceae. Gene Ontology annotation, cellular component: cytoplasm; nucleus; TRAPP complex. The coding region runs from base 1 to 612 and encodes 203 amino acids. The record is from RefSeq and is a predicted model, not a curated record.